GGUCUAACCCACCGGGCCCGAGAGUUGUAUAAAUAGCUGUUAGACCUGUAUAAAUAUAUAGCAGUAUGUAGUUAGAAUUACAAAAUCUGUAUUAGUGAAAUCUGAAAACACCAUGGAGAGAUUUUACACAUGCAGUUGUUUUUUCAGAGAUAAUAUUUUUCUUGAAGAAUACAAACUUCACGUGCGUUUCGUCUCAGAGAACCAGUUCAGGAAGGACUAUCAAAAUAUCCUCAGAUCCCUGGGUUGUGUGUCUGAAUCUCAGUUCAGAGACGUGCUUGGAAAGAUUCAUGCGGAAAUCGAGAGACGCCAGCAUUAUGAAUUGAAAUCGGCAGCGAGAGCAGCUACCAUCAAGGAGAUUUAUACACCUCUACAUCAACAUGUUUAUUAUUUGCAGGAGUCAUUCCUGGCCCCAGAAUUUUUACAGUUGGUAAAUUACUGUACUUCUACUGAUGCAACCAUGGAAGGACUGAUGAAUCUCAUUCAGACAGAGGCAGCACCAAGGGUCUUCCGAUUCCCGGUGUUCCGAAAGGAAUUCUGCAAGGACUUUAUAGAAGAGCUGGAGCAUUUUGAACAGUCUGACGCACCGAAGGGCCGGCCGAACACCAUGAACAAUUAUGGAAUUCUCCUCAAUGAACUGGGCUUUGAUGAGAGUUUCAUCACCCCACUGAGGGAUGUCUAUCUGCAUCCAUUCACGGCUCUGCUCUACAGCGACUGUGGAGGAAGCUGUCUGGACAGUCACAAGGCUUUCGUGGUCAAGUAUGCUAUGCGUGAAGACUUGGACCUUAGCUAUCAUUAUGACAACGCUGAAGUCACUCUCAAUGUAUCACUGGGGAAAGAUUUCACGGAAGGGAACCUGUUCUUUGGAGACAUGAGACAGGUGCCUCUGAGUGAGACGGAGUGUGUGGAGGUGGAGCAUCAUGUAACUGAAGGUCUGCUUCACAGAGGCCAGCACAUGCAUGGAGCUCUACCCAUCUCCUCAGGCACACGCUGGAACCUGAUCAUAUGGAUGCGAGCUUCACGUGAGAGGAACAAACUCUGCCCUAUGUGUGGUAAGAGACCCACACUAGUGGAGAGUGACGGAUUCAGUGAUGGCUUCACCAUGGACCCUGACGACACUAGUAGUACAUUGUCAUGUUCUUUAACAUGAUGUUGUUCAAUGCAUAUGGGUGCUGUUCUAAAGAUUUUUGUCUAAUUUAUUGUACUCUGUUUAGUGGGUCAGCAAUCGGUAAAAUGAUUUUGGUGCCUUCUUCAAAAUCAGUACUAAAGGUAUAAGAGUUGAUUUAUGCUUAUGGGUAAUUUUGACUGUAAAUGACCUGAUUAAAUAUCCAAAUGAUUGUAAAUGUAGUGGUUUUAAACCUGCUGUUGAUGUUAGUCAAUGUCUUAUCUUAGGAUGAACUGUUAAUAUAUACAAGGAAUUUGAGAUGUACAAUAAAAUAAAUAAACAGACAAACAAACAAAAAUAAGAAUAAUA
Molecule: messenger RNA, 1471 nt
Organism: Sinocyclocheilus anshuiensis
Lineage: Eukaryota; Metazoa; Chordata; Actinopteri; Cypriniformes; Cyprinidae
Product: 2-oxoglutarate and iron-dependent oxygenase domain containing 2
Exons: 7
Coding region: 113-1147 (344 amino acids)
Molecular function (GO): L-ascorbic acid binding; oxidoreductase activity, acting on paired donors, with incorporation or reduction of molecular oxygen; iron ion binding
Source: RefSeq, a predicted model, not a curated record